GCGGAGGCGGCGGCGCCCCGCCCCGGGCGGCGGCGGCGGGCUGAUGGCGGGCCGCGGGGGCUGCCGGCGCGGGCGGGAGCAGCUGGAGCUGGAGCGGCUGGGUGAGGCGGCGCGGGCCGGCUCCUGCCCGCCGUCGCCGCCGCUCUCCGCCUGCUCACGGCAGGCCUGGAGCCGGGACAACCCGGGCUUCGAGCCCGAGGAGGAGGUGGAGGCGGCGACGGCAGGGCCGGUGCUGGAGAUGGACGUGGAGUGGGGCAGCCCGGCGGCCGGCGCUUCGUCGUCGUUAGGCAGCGGCGCGGCGGGUCAGAGUGGCGGCGGGCGGCGGCAGCGGCGGCUCCCCUCGGGGCGCGGCGGGGCGGAGGCGCCGAGCCGCCACCCGGUGCCGCCCGACGGCGCCGCACCCCACCGAGCGGCCUGGGCCAAGCGCCUGGCGCGGCGACUGCGAGGUCUGUGGGGGACAAGACUCAUGGAAGAAAGCAACACCAGCAGAGAGCGAUAUCUGAAAAGUGUUUUACGGGAGUUGGUUACGUACAUGAUUUUCCUUGUGGUCUUGUGUGUCCUGACUUAUGGGACAGUGAGUUCCAGUAUGUACUACUACACAAGGGUUAUGUCGCAGCUCUUCCUGGAAACACCUGUAUCAAAAAUGGAGAAAACUGAUUUCAAAACUUUGUCCACGAUGGACGACUUCUGGAAGUUUACAGAAGGCCCUUUGCUGGAUGGUCUUUACUGGGAGAUGUGGUACAACAACAAAACCAUGGCAGAAAACAAAAGCUUCAUUUAUUAUGAGAACCUGCUCCUAGGGGUGCCUCGCAUUCGGCAGCUGAAAGUGAGAAAUGGUUCAUGCUCAAUACCUGAAGAUUUAAGGGAUGAAAUCAAAGACUGCUAUGACGUCUACUCUGUGGCUAAUGAAGAUACCGCUCCUUUUGGACUUCGAAAUGGAACAGCCUGGACGUACACCAAUGAGAAGGAUUUGAAUGGGAGCAGCCACUGGGGCUUGAUUGCCACAUACAGUGGGGCUGGUUAUUACCAAGACCUCUCAAGGACCAGGGAAGUGACAGCUGUGCAGAUUGCUAGCCUUAAGAAGAACCUGUGGCUGGACAGAGGGACCAGAGCAGCUUUCAUUGACUUCUCAGUAUACAAUGCAAACAUCAAUCUAUUCUGUGUUGUCAGGUUGUUAGUGGAGUUUCCAGCAACUGGAGGCCUUGUUACAUCUUGGCAGUUUCAGCCAGUGAGGCUGAUUCACUACAUCUCCACUUUUGAUUUUUUCCUGGCAGCCUGUGAAAUGGCAUUUUGUCUUUUUGUUCUUUAUUAUAUGGUGGAGGAGAUCUUAGAAAUUCACAUUCAUAGACUGCACUACUUCAGAAGUCUCUGGAAUUGCCUUGAUAUCCUUAUCAUUGUGCUCUCUGUGGUAGCUAUAGGAAUUAGCAUCUAUAGGACAUCAACUGUUGAUAUGGCCCUGAAGAAGCUGCUGGAAGAUCAGAACUCAUUCCCCAAUUUUGAACCUUUAGCCUAUUGGCAAAUGCAAUUCAACAACGUUGCUGCAGUCACUGUGUUUUUUGUCUGGAUUAAGGUAACUCUAAGACACACAUCUUCAUGCUACCAUCAGAAUCUUUUCAAAUUUGUUAACUUCAACAGAACAAUGAGUCAGUUAUCCACUACCAUGUCUCGCUGUGUCAAAGAUGUCAUCGGCUUUGCUAUUAUGUUUUUUAUUAUUUUCUUAGCAUAUGCUCAGUUGGCCUAUCUUGUCUUUGGCACUCAAAUAGAUGACUUCAGCACUUUCCAGGACUGCAUAUUUACUCAGUUCCGCAUCAUUUUGGGAGACUUCAACUUCACAGAGGUUGAAGAAGCUAAUCGAAUUUUGGGACCAAUUUAUUUCACUACAUUUGUGUUCUUUAUGUUCUUCAUUCUUUUGAACAUGUUUUUGGCCAUUAUCAAUGAUACCUACUCCGAAGUCAAGUCAGAUAUGGCACAACAGAAGGCAGAAAUGGAACUGUCUGACCUUAUCAGAAAGGGCUACAAUAAAGCCAUGAUCAAACUUAAACUGAAGAAAACUACUGUUGAUGACAUUUCAGAAAGUCUGAGACAAGGUGGGGGAAAACUAAAUUUUGAUGAACUCCGGCAAGAUCUAAAAGGAAAGGGACACACAGAUGCAGAGAUUGAAGCAAUAUUUACCAAAUAUGACCAGGAUGGGGACCAGGAAUUGACAGAGCAUGAACAUCAGCAGAUGAGAGAUGACCUGGAGAAAGAGAGGGAGGAUCUGGACCUGGAUAGGAGCUCUCUGCCACGUCCUCUGAGCAGCCGCAGCUUCCCCCGGAGCUUGGAUGACUCUGAGGAGGAUGAGGAUGAAGACAGUGGACACAGCUCCAGGAGGAGGGGCAGCAGCUCUAGUGGGGUUUCCUAUGAAGAGUUCCAAGUGCUCAUGAGGAGGGUUGAUCGCAUGGAGCAUUCUAUUGGCAGUAUUGUCUCCAAGAUUGAUGCUGUUAUUGUGAAGCUUGAAGCAAUGGAGAGAGCCAAACUAAAAAGGAGAGAUGUGUUGGGAAGAUUGUUAGAUGGAGUGACAGAGGAUGAAAGACUGGGUCGUGACAAUGACAUCCACAGGGAACAAAUGGAGCGACUUGUGCGAGAGGAGUUGGAACGAUGGGAAUCGGAUGAUACGGCAUCCCAAAUGAGCCAUCGGUUGGGAACACCACUUGGUCUGAACGGCCAGCCUCGUUCCAGGAACUCUCGGCCAUCUUCCUCCCAGUCAGAUGGUAUUGAUGGGGGAGGAGGAAAUGGGGGGAAUAACAUCCAUGUGUAGGAUUAACUUUGUAGGUGAUUUUAAAUGUUUCAGGUCAGUAUUAAGCCAGCAAAUAUACUACUCCACUGUUUCGGAGCACAAGAUGAUCAUCCUGAUCAGACCACUAUCACAAUUUUCACUGGUGGGCAAAACUAAAUAUUCUCUUCCUAAGGCAUUUUCAGACCUAUGUAAGCUACAUGUCAUGUUCAAGUUACCAACAGUGAGACUGUCAGCCUUGGAAACAAAAAUGUGGGAGGCAGAAUGGAAACCAGAUGUGUCACAAUCUACCUGGACAGAAUUCUGGUUCCAUAUAUGUAUUAUGGGGAACACUUUCAUGAGGGCAGCAAGCUUCAGACAAAAUAAUGUGCUGUGGCUAAAAUGAAAGGCUGUGAGUUUUCUGCUUUCUAUUGGAAAAUAUGGUUUUUAUAUGCUUUUAAAAGCAGUUUUUAAAAGAAGAUGGCAUCAGUUUAUUGUCUCAUUCAUUAUAACUGACGCUUUUCAAAGAGGUAAAACAGCACCCUUUUUAUUUUGAGUUUCUACCUAUUUUUCUGAGUCAUUCUUGGUGUACUAACAUUUUAAUUAACUUAAAAUGUUUAAUUUUUACUGUUUUUGAGAAAUACUGUAUUUCUUUGAAGAAAGUGCACUUAUUUUGUAUAACUGUAAAUCACAUUAUUCCAUAAUAGAAACUGUACACAUUACACAUUUUUGCAUUCCAGAAGUAAUAUUUGAGAACUGCCUCUUCACGCUCAACUAACAUAAUAAUUUUUAGCUUUGUUGCAAAGUGCCCACUCUUUAAUACUUUAUUUUCAUAAUCUAAGUGUUCCUGGGCUAAACAUUCCACAGAUGCCUAGGUAAAUAUGGUUACUUUGCAGAAAAUGUAUUAUUGAAAAACACUAACUCUCUCUUGGGUGUGACAGGGAAGGGGACAGAGAAGGUGCUGACAGUUGGGAAAAUCUGACCUCGUGCUCUGUCACAUUCUGAUCACAUCUCUACUAUGUAGUCUGUAUUCACAUUUAACAGAACUCCGUGUAAAAAUUGUUAGGUACAUUUCUACAUAUGCUUUUCUGCUGAGGUGCAACACAUGAUUCCUUUGGAAAGGUGUCUGUAGUAUAAUCACUGAUUUUUAGUAUUUCAUUUCCUCUGCUUUCUGUGUCAUAGAAGCUUUGUUUUUGAAGGGAGAUGCAACACUGAAAUUACGUUGGUUUCCUACUGAAAGCAUUGAGGCAUAGUGUUUGUAGUUUUGCUUAGCAACAGAUUUCCAUAUGUGCAAUGCUGGUUUAGGAGGGGGGUUGUCAAUUCCAUGUCUUUCCUGAAGAUGGCGGUUGUCUUGUAUUUAAAGAUUUAGAGUUGGCAUAAAGGAAAAUGGAAAGCUACAUAAUGAAACACAUCUUAGCUAUUAGUAGGGUAUAUAGAGGAAAAAAAUCCUAUUUAACAAAGUGUAAGUAGCAUGCUAGUAGCAUAUGUAAGUAGCAUAUGCUAUGUUUGUGCUUUUUAUUUCAAAAAGCAAUUGUUGCCAGGGGUUAGCAUCUCAUUCUUGUAGUAGUACUGCUUAGGCAAAGCAUGCAUUUUGUGUAUGUUCUUAAAACUGCAUUGCCUGGAUGUACAAUGACUCAGAAUGCCUUCCCUCUAACCAGAGAACUUGCUAAAACUAAAUAGACUUCAUGCCUUUCCCUAUUUUUAAGUUUGUGAGAAACCAUAUGCACAGAAACUUAAUAUCAGGUGGAGAAGGAAGAAGUUCAGCGUGGAGGUCAGAAUUUCUUGGUAGGUUUGGCUAGAGAACAGAAAGACAUAGGAAAACAAGUUGUGAUUCUUGUGAAGUAUUUUUUCUUUCUGUGGGUUAUUUUGUCUUGUACUAGGAAGAAAUUCAUACUCUCUCACAAGAGACCCUGUCAGCUUCCUAAAACAGCACACAGCACAGAGGUUAGGGCAUUUGUGUGAAAUGAGAGACGCUCAGACUAAGCUGUCUUGUCUUGAUGGAAAGUGUUUGGACCUUAGAACCUGAAGAAAACUUCUCUGUGUUGAACUGGCAUUUCUGGCCUUAAACAAACAAACAAAAAAACCAAAAACCACUAGCUGUUCACAUGGCCAACUUGUAUGCAAGGAAAAUAGAAAAUACAAUACAAAGCAAUUUAAAUACACAUAGCCUUGUCUUUAUAUUUAUAUCUAAAAUGUGUAGCGUGUUGGUAUGUGGCAUGAUUUACAGCUUAAACUUUGAGGCAUGCUAACUAAUUACAUGUGUGUAACAUGUAAUUGAUAUUGGGUUUCUAGGGCCAAGGGUUACCUAAAUGCUAAGAUAGCAUUUAAAUAAUCAUGUACUUAGAAUCAAUUACUUUGGCCAAAUGAUCAACUUGAGUUGUCCAGCAAUCAGCUGGAACCUUGCUAAGAAUACCUUGUAUUAAGGUUUGUGCCGGUGGCCUCUAAAGCACAUGGCAUGCUGAGGUUUGUGGCAGCAGGGACUGGGGAGUGCGCAGAAGCGAUCUAGUGGUCGUCUGCUGGUGAGGCAGGGCCUUCCUGGGGCGAAAGCAAGCAAAACUAAACCUAUCAGGGUGGUUUUAAAUAGGUGUCCUGUAAAAAUGUGUCUUUCAAAGUGUAAGUUCAAGCCUGCAGUUCAUCUUUCAUUUGUAGAAUAUGUUUAUUAUGAAAAGGAAAAUGUUUGCAUUCAUAGCUGUAUUUGUUGAGGUAUAUAUCUGUAACGUGUCGUUACUUAAUAACAAACUUCAUCUUGAAGUGCAGUAAGUUUUCAUGGGGUACCUGUGUGUGUUGACAGUGGGCCUUCCAGUAGGAGCAUGGCCACUCGACGAAUGUUAUAAACAUUUUAUUAUUUCAUUUUUCAACUUUAGAUUAUAAUAUCAUUUCUCACUUAUUAUAAAGGUAAGGGUUUUGCAUAGUAAUGUACAAUUUUUGGUCUUAUUGGGAAGCUGUUAAUUAUGCAAGUCUUCUACAAUGAUCAAGAACAUAUUGAUCUGUAAAACUGCGCACUUUACUUCCUAAUAAACAUUUUAUAUAAUCUACAGAGGAAA
Messenger RNA from Phalacrocorax carbo (great cormorant), 5796 nucleotides. Lineage: Eukaryota; Metazoa; Chordata; Aves; Suliformes; Phalacrocoracidae. The record is from RefSeq and is a predicted model, not a curated record.